GUGUCAAAGUCAAACUUUCUGUUGAUUUCGGAUGACUUGCUGUUUGCCUUUGGAAUUCUGUAAAAACAAAUUAAUUUAGUGAGGAAACUACCACCAUGAUGGAGUCAAUAGCAACAGAUUCCGGAAAAAUUGUGAAAAUGGAAGUGGACUACAGUUCCACUUGCGACGAGAAAAUCCCAGAGUGCCAGAAAAUUGCAAAGUCUGGAAAAUUGCACGAUGCUCUUGAGCAGCUUCUGACCUUGGAGAAACAAACCAGAACUGGAGCUGAUAUGAUCUCAACUGGAAGAGUUCUGGUUGCAAUUUGUCAGAUAUGCAAAGAGGCAAAAAACUGGACAGCCUUAAACGAUCAUAUCAUCAUGCUGACCAAACGCAGAUCUCAGUUGAAACAAGCUGUGACAAAAAUGGUGCAAGAAUGUUGCACGUAUGUUGAUGAAACUCCUGAUCAGGAAGCAAUGGUCAAGUUGAUAGAUACUUUGAGACAAGUAACAGAGGGUAAGAUCUACGUAGAGGUUGAGCGUGCUCGGCUUACGCACAGAUUAGCGAAAAUCCGUGAAGGAGAAGGAAAUAUCCAAGAGGCAGCCAAUAUUAUUCAAGAGCUGCAAGUGGAAACUUAUGGAUCAAUGGAAAAGAAGGAAAAAGUCGAGCUCAUAUUGGAGCAGAUGAGAUUGUGUCUAGCGAAGCAGGAUUAUAUCAGAACGCAAAUUAUUUCCAAGAAAAUUAACACCAAGUUCUUUGAGGAUGAUGGCACUCAGGAACUGAAAUUGAAGUACUACAGAUUGAUGAUGGAGCUCGACCAACAUGAAGGAUCUUACUUGGCAACAUGCAAGCACUAUAGGGCAGUGCUGAACACCUCAAGCAUCCAAGCCGAUGAAAGUGAAAGGCAAUCGAGUGCUAAGGCGGUUGUUCUGUACCUGAUUUUGGCUCCUUACGACAACGAACAGGCUGAUUUAACUCAUCGAGUCCUAGCUGAUAAGAUUUUGGAGGAAAUUCCUCUCUACAAGUCUUUAUUGAAGUUGUUCACCACUCCCGAGCUUAUCAAAUGGUCAGGGUUGUGUGAACUGUAUGAAAAAGAGCUGAAAUCCACAUCAGUAUUUAGUGGCGAUGAACAAGCCGUAAAGAGAUGGGAUGAUUUGAAAUCGCGAGUUGUAGAACACAAUAUCAGAGUUAUGGCUAAAUAUUACACUCGCGUCAAGAUAUCCAGGAUUGCAGAACUGUUGGAUCUGUCUCCUGGUGAUACUGAAGAAUUUUUGUCCAAUUUGGUCGUCAGCAAGACCGUCCAAGCAAAAACCGAUCGACCUGCUGGGGAAGUACACUUUCAACAAACCAAGGAUCCAAGCGAUGUGUUGAACGAUUGGGCGCGUGAUCUUUCUUCAUUAAUGCAAUGGGUCAACAAGACCACUCAUCUAAUUAAUAAAGAGGAAUGCGUUCACAAACAUUUGCAGGCAACGAAUGUAUGAGGGCAACACAAUCCGUCAUCUGGCUUUCAUUGUGAUGAUAAUAUUUCUUAUUUUUAGCGCAAAUGUUGCUGAAAAUUUGAAUGGCAAAGAAAAUGUUCAUCUCUUUUGUACCAAUGAAAGCUAAAUGACGGAUUUUCGCAUAACAAAUCUCUAGGCGUAAAUGGCCUUUAGCCGCCAAUGUUUCUUUUUGCGUGAUGUGUUUUAUAGGCAAUAGUUUAAUGAUUAUAUAUUGUCAUUUAAAACUCCGUUUUUGUGAAUUAUAUAAAAUUACUAAACUA
Molecule: messenger RNA, 1735 nt
Organism: Dendroctonus ponderosae (mountain pine beetle)
Lineage: Eukaryota; Metazoa; Arthropoda; Insecta; Coleoptera; Curculionidae
Gene: Rpn5
Product: 26S proteasome non-ATPase regulatory subunit 12
Exons: 8
Coding region: 96-1457 (453 amino acids)
Cellular component (GO): nuclear proteasome complex; proteasome regulatory particle, lid subcomplex; cytoplasm
Source: RefSeq, a predicted model, not a curated record